ACUAAUAAUUUGGAAUUUUUUUAUUAUUAAUUUGUGAUUUAGCUAAUAUUUUUCGCCUAAGCGACCGAAUCUAAUAACAAAGUGACUACUAUAUUUAUUUGAUUCAAAUUUCAAUGGCAAAUAUGGUAACAUAGAAUGACUGAUAUGCUGUUAGCGCAAAAUUGUAUUGGAAUCUUGAGGGUAAUGACUAAUGAAGUGGGCGACGACUGGAGAUGGGUUAGUAAAAUUGUAUUGGAAAGGUCGUGGGACGUUCCCCAUCUUGAGAAGUGUGAAAACUGUGAAUUAUAUGCCUUUCCAAAAGAAGCACAACCAAUUUAUUUAGUUUUGUUCAAGGCAUAACGACGAUUAUAUCAUUUGAAGAUCCUUAAGUAUAGAUAUUUUAUACGUUCCCUAAUAAAAAAUAAUUAAUUCACGAAUAUGAAAAUGGCACCAAUAAUCAAUGCUUGAUUAACAAUUAAUAUUAAAGAUCACGAGGAUUCUAGCAAAAAAUAUAGUUUUUAAAAUACUAAUAUUGUAUUAUAAAUCAGUUGGUGGAAAAGACAGAAGAUUCUCAAAGAGAUUAGUCUACGAUUUUGAUAGUAAUUGCAACGGAUAUUCCAUAGUAAUUUCAGAUACUUGCAUGAGAAAUCAUGAGGAAACUACAUCCAAUGACUUUUUUAGAUUCCCCUCUACUUCAUAUGCUUUCUUUUUUCAUUUUACGGCCAAAUCCAUGUGUUUUCUUUACGGUCAUUAAUCAUGUGAUAUUUGGUGUGGUAGUACACAUGUGGUCGUAGAGCAAAUUAAUAUAUGAGACGGUAUUUAAUGAAAAAUAAAUUAACUUACGGAUCAACUAUAGGUUUGUUUGCAAUCAGAUAAAUUUAAUUGGUGAAGACAUGAACCCGGAAGAAUAUAACUUAACCAACUUCUAAUUUAUAUAGGUUUGAAUUAAUUGACUCAAUCAAUGUAUAAUGGAGCUUUCAAUCUCAAAUUUUCAGAUUUCCAAAUUCGUUUUAUAAAAUAAUUUUUAGUUUAGCUAUCCAAAUCUCUUGAGCAUUUGUUAAUAGUGGAUUUUUGCGUGAUUAAUGUGCCCUAACUUGAAAAAAAGCAUAAAUGAUAUUUUCAAAUUUGUUUUAUAAAAUAAUUUGUAGUUUAGCUAUCCAAAUCUCUUGAGCAUUUGUUAAACGUGGAUUUUAGCGUGAUUAAUGUGCCCUGACUUGAAAAAAAUAAAUAAAUGAUAUUACUCGGUUCAACACCUUCUAGCCCUAGCCCGAGCCCGACCAUCUUUGAUCAGUUGACGGAAGAAAGCCAUUCUAUUUUGGGUUUCAGCACCAUCAACUGGGUAUAGAUUGUCAAGAGUUCUGCACCAUCAAGCCCGACCCAUCUUUGAUAGUAGAAAACGCCCAAUCCAUCUUUCUUGUGCGUAGGGGAUCAACGAUUAAUGAUCCAUGAAGUAAACCACGGUUUUAUCACAAAAUAUUAUACCGCUGACUUUUCCGGUACGAUAUUCGGUACGGUUUCAUGAACCAUGUUGCGUAGGGGAUCAACGAUUAAUGAUACAUGAAGUUCACCACUAAAUUAUGAAGCCCGAGUCUAACCUGUCAUAUGUGAUAUGUGAGCCCACAAUCAUCAACAAAUAUAUAAUAUAACAGAGUUAAGAGCAAUUUUUUAACCUUCUAAAUUUUCAGAACCAAAGGAUAUGGACUAUGUUAUCUUUAGACAAAAACAAGAAUCAUUACCAAUUAAAUUAAACAAAAUUUUGUUGUAUCAUUUUAAAUUAAAAAUACACAGAAAGUUCGAAUGUUGCGUAAUGAAUUGCAAAAUUGAAUGUGAAGAAGCGAUGUAGAAUUCUUAACUUAGCAUUAAUUUUUAGAACUAUCAUUUAACAAAGAUAGUUUUGUACAAAUUAUAAAUAACCAGUUCUUUGAAAAUUUUAGUUCGAGUUAAUCGCUUAAAUUUCUCGAAAAUCCGAUAUGAUAGGAGCCAUGUCUUUGAAAAUCAAUUUCGUAGAGUAUUUUACUUAUUUGCUUCUUUUAUUUUAUAGAGUAAUUAACUAUAUCUAUCAUUCAGAGUUAUUUAGUUUAAUAUGCUAACUAUAGCAAAAGAAAAAUCAUGAAGUCGGGCUAGAGUUUUCAACUUCUCACGGACAUAUUAAUGUGGUUAUAGACAUUCCGUAAAGUGAGUAAUUCGCCUAGAAUAUACUUAUAUAGGUCAGAUACUAUAAAUUAUGUCAACGAUUGCCACACUAGCUAUUCCAAUUGUAAUUAUCAUUUCUGUUCAAGGAACUCGCUACACUCAAACCCAACAGCAUCUUGCGAUUACAAUACUGGCGUGCUAGCACUAUACUAUAAGUAGUACUAAUUUUCCUUUGUAUUACCAAGUUCUUUUUUGUUCGUGUCGUCAAACCGUUGUUGCUGUAGUUUUGAAAUGCCAUGGAACUCUUGUUUGUUUAUUCACUUGGGACCUUGGAAUGGGCAAGAAAGCCACAUGGUAUUGGCUUAAUCCAAGAAUUGUCAUCUCCCAGGCUUAUAAUAUUUAAUUAAUACGGCAGCCAUAUAUGGACUAAACUAAAAAAACUAAUUAGGGUAAAGAGUUAAUAAGUUAGGGGAGCAAAGUUCCAUGUUAAUCCAAGAAUUGUCAUCGCCCAGACUGUUAAUUUUAGUCUAUGAUGGCGACAUGUCAUGGUCUCCGAGACCUCCCCAUUCCACAUUCUCCAAUGCGUCUGUUUACUUUGGAGAAUCUGGAAGUCUAGAAAUAAAGUGACCUUCGAUUUUAUCCAACCUCAUGUCCGUUCCCUAGCCAAACAAUUCUACAACCAGGUCCUCGAAUUUUCCAAUCUUCUCCUUCCUCCUCCGCCCCGCAGCUCUCUUAUCCCAAAUCAUCCUGCCGCCACUUGGGUCCCUUCACCAGAAGACUUUUUGAAGAUCAACGUCGACGCAGCUGUUUGUGCCACCGGUUGUUCGUCAGGGCUUGUUAUUCGUGGGUCAGACGGGCAUGUGGUGCUGGCUUUCAGACUGCAGCAUCAAGGAAUAUUCAAUCCUUAUCUGGCAGAGCUUCUAGCUUUUAGAGACGCUAUCUCCAUCGUAGCCUCAAGAUCCUUAACCCACGUGAUAGUCGAAGGUGAUUCCGAAGUGGUGGUCAACCAUAUCCGUCAAGGCUUCAUUGAAGACUCGAUUGGAGGUCCGGUGCUACGAGAGUGUCUUUAGAUCCUUAACUCUUUGACUGUUUGUAUAGAGUUUAGGGCGGUACCUAGAUCCGCCAACAGUGCUGCCCAUAGAGUGGCGCGUAAAGCACUGCUUUUGUCUCGUGUAGAGCUAUAAUCUUUUGAUUUUUUGGGGUGGCUUCUUUAGAUUCUGUUAGGGGUCCUGGGUAGAAUUGUAAGUUUAACUAUUUUCUUUCAUUGAUAUCACUCAGAAAUAAAAAAAAGUUCCAUGUUAAUCAAAACCAGAUUAUUACAUGAAAGUAAAACACAAGUACACAACCCCCAAUGCACGCCAGCUUCUCAAUGGCCUUAGUCACAUGGCUAAGUGAAUCUCAACCCUUCCACCUCAUUAAAAUUAAAGGGCUCCAAUUAAUCUAAUUUAAUGAAGGAUAAUGUAGUAA
Molecule: messenger RNA, 3579 nt
Organism: Linum trigynum
Lineage: Eukaryota; Viridiplantae; Streptophyta; Magnoliopsida; Malpighiales; Linaceae
Source: the annotation of a GenBank genome assembly